UUUUAUACAGUCAGUGGGAUAAACGUGUUAAAGUGGAAACUUUGGUUUCACCUUUCAUCUCCUGUUAGCCACGAAUGCUAACUGAAGUUAGCUUAGCUUGCUAGCUGGAAAUAGACGGAACUCGGCCACACAGCGCUGGUUGGAGGAACUCUGAGUCCAAACUGUGUUUUUCAUUUGUUUAAAAUGUCUAAAGUCCAGAUGCUGAGAGGUUUUAUCAACCAGCGACUAACUGCGGCUGCUGAAGAGAUAUUUGGGCUGUUUGAAAGAACGAUAUCAGAGUACGAGGAGGAACUCUGUCGUUCCAAAGAGGAGAACCAGAGACACAGGAAACUACUGGACGCUGUUUUCCAGCCUGAAGUCCGGUUACACAGAGCAGACGUCCAGCAGCUGUUGGUGAGUAAAGAAGAGGUUCCCCCUGAGCAGCAGCAGUGGAGCCCCAGGCUGGACCAGGAGGACCCACCAGAGUCGCCACACAUUAAAGAGGAACAGGAGGAGCUCUGGAGCAGUCAGGAGGGAGAGCAGCUUCCAGGACUGGAGGAGGCUGAUAUCACAGAGUUCCCAUUCACUCCUGUCCCUGUAAACAGUGAAGAAAAUGAAGAGAAUCAGGAUUUGAAAACAGAAGCUGAUGGAGAGGACUGUGGAGGACCAGAACCAGCCUGGAACAUUAAUCCAGAUAGUCCUUCACAACCAGAUACUCAUGGCCAGACUUCACUCUCUUCUGAACCUGAGAAUAAUGACAGUUGUGAUUGGGAGGAGAAUUGGGGGGAACAUCUGCAGAAACACAAUGGAUCCCAAACAGUUGUGAAACCAUUUAGUUGCUCAGUGCUGGUGAGUAAAGAAGAAGUUCCCACUGAGCAGCAGCAGUGGAGCCCCAGACUGGACCAGGAGGACCCACCAGAGCCGCCACACAUUAAAGAGGAACAGGAGGAACUUUGGACCAGUCAGGAGGGAGAGCAGCUUCCAGGACUGGAGGAGGCUGAUAUCAUUGCGUUCACAUUCACUCCUGUCCCUGUGAAGAGUGACGAUGAUGAAGAGAAUCCGCAACAGCAUUUGAAAACAGAAACUGAAGGAGAGGACUGUGGAGGACCAGAAUCUGCCAGGAACUUUAAUCCAGAUAGUCCUUUACAACCAGAUACUCAUGACCAGACUUCACUCUGCUCUGAACCUGAGACUGACUACAGUUGUGAUUGGGAGACCAGGGAACCUCAGCCAGGUUUAAACCCUCUGCAAAACAAUGAAACACCUGUAAGUGAUCAGGAAUGUAACACUGGAGAAACAUCAGUUAGCUCCUCUGAAUGUGCUGCAAGAUUUGGCCACAAGGAACAUCUGCUGAACCACAAUGAAACCCAAACAGGAGUGAAACCAUUUAGUUGCUCAGUUUGUGGUAAAAGAUACAGCCGGAAGAAAUCCUUAAAGACUCAUAUGAGACUCCAUUCAGAAGAAAAAGUUUUCAGCUGCUCUGUUUGUAAAAAAACAUUUCCAUUGAGAAUAAAUGUUGUGACUCACAUGAGAGUCCACACAGGGGAGAAACCAUUUAGCUGCUCAGUUUGUGGUAAAAGAUUCACACAAAAGGGAACUCUAAGACAACACUCCAGAGUCCACACAGGGGAGAAACCGUUUAGCUGCUCAGUUUGUGGUAAAAGAUUCGCACAAAAGGGAACUCUGAGCCUGCACUUUAAAGUUCACACAGGGGAGAAACCAUUUAGCUGCUCAGUUUGUGGUAAAAGAUUCACAGAAAAGGGAACUUUGAGACGACACUCUACAGUCCACACAGGGGAGAAACCGUUUAGUUGCUCAGUUUGUGGUAAAAGAUUCACACGAAAGGGAGUUCUGAGACAACACUCUGCAGUCCACACAGGAGAAACCAUUUAGUUCCAGUGUUUGUGGUAAAAGUUUAAGUUUCAUUUAAAGGAUAGGUUCAGAUUUUUCAAGCUGGUCUUCAUAAUAAUAAAAUAAUAGUGUUGCAUUCAUAAGUUUGAUCAGUGUAGACUCUAAAGCUGUCAUAUAAAUGCAGUAUUUUCAUUUUAUUCUACUUAACAAUUGUACUCCGCUAUAAUUCCGAAGAAAAAGUUGUGCAUAUGACAUCUAUAGUUGUACUGGUUACUUUGUAGGUUAAAAUUUUAAAUUAAAGACACACAUGUAUAAAUCCCAGUACAUUGUUAAUGAUUUAAACCGUGGCUCCAAGUCUUUUUGUCUUGUGACCACUUACAAGUUAGCAGUGUCAUGUCCUCGUCAUGUUUCACAUCUUGUUUCAGUUGUUUCUCACGUGGUUUCAACGUGUCACAAAAAAAGCAUAGAUUAGAGAAAUAAAAAAAUGUUAAUACAAAUGUG
Messenger RNA from Micropterus dolomieu (smallmouth bass), 2331 nucleotides. RefSeq names its product zinc finger protein 391-like. Gene Ontology annotation, biological process: regulation of transcription by RNA polymerase II. Gene Ontology annotation, molecular function: RNA polymerase II cis-regulatory region sequence-specific DNA binding; DNA-binding transcription factor activity. The record is from RefSeq and is a predicted model, not a curated record. The transcript has 2 exons. The coding region runs from base 184 to 1872 and encodes 562 amino acids. NCBI's taxonomy places the organism in Eukaryota, Metazoa, Chordata, Actinopteri, Centrarchiformes, Centrarchidae.